Molecule: messenger RNA, 828 nt
Organism: Selaginella moellendorffii
Lineage: Eukaryota; Viridiplantae; Streptophyta; Lycopodiopsida; Selaginellales; Selaginellaceae
Product: EEF1A lysine methyltransferase 1
Exons: 4
Coding region: 16-687 (223 amino acids)
Biological process (GO): methylation
Molecular function (GO): protein-lysine N-methyltransferase activity; nucleic acid binding
Source: RefSeq, a predicted model, not a curated record
GCGCGAUCUUUGUCGAUGACACGUGGCGGCGUUCCAGCGGCCAAGAUUUGCUUCUCUACAGUUGGCCAGAUUUUUGGUUUCUUGGUAGUACGGAGUAAAUAUUCUAGGCUGUGGCGCGCCGCGGCUAUGGUGGACGGCGAGGCGCUAGGGCGCGCAUUCGUCCAGAGGACGCCCGAGAAGUGGGAGCUCAAUCAGUACUGGUACUCGGCCGCCACCAUCGCCGCCAUUGUCAAGGAAGUCGAAGAGCGCGCUACCAAGGCCGCGUUUCUCUCCACUCCCAGCGUCUACUUCUCGCUCAAGGAUUUGCAGCUCAGGAAAUGUAGCUUCGUUUUCGAUGUGGACGCGCAGUGGUCUCGAUCGCCAAACUACGUGAAAUGGGAUUUCAACAAGCCCAAGGAAAUCCCAGAGGCUUUCCACCAUAGCUUCGAUUUCGUGGUGAUUGAUCCUCCCUUCAUCACGUCGGAGGUGUGGACCAAGUACGCAGAGGCUGCUCGAUUGCUCCUAGCAGAAAACGGAAAAAUUCUGCUGAGCACGAUCAUGGAGAACUCGCAGCUCCUGGAACGAAUGCUGGACGUGAAACCGCAGGUGUUCCAGCCGUGCAUUCCACACCUUGUCUACCAGUACGUGUUCUUCACGAACUACGACGCCACUAACCUGGGUGUGCCCAACCCCGAGGUAGAGCAAUAACAUAACUUCCAAAUUUUUUCUAGGGUUCUUGAGAAAGAUGUCCGUCACCCUCACGAUAAUGUAGCCAAAUUCGAGGGGCAUUUUGCAAUUAGAGCAAGUUGGAUAAAAGCAAAUAAUUUUGUGGUAAAACCUUUUUCAUGA